This is a messenger RNA of Drosophila erecta, 672 nucleotides long. RefSeq lists its product as uncharacterized. NCBI's taxonomy places the organism in Eukaryota, Metazoa, Arthropoda, Insecta, Diptera, Drosophilidae. The transcript has 3 exons. The record is from RefSeq and is a predicted model, not a curated record. Bases 11 to 589 code for a protein of 192 amino acids.
CAUCGUUAGUAUGAUGACUGACGCCUAUCUGAGGGGAUUACUAUUAUUAUGCUGUCUGGUUUGGCCGAUCCUAUGGCAGCCGUCUAUGGCAACCCGCGAUUUCGAAAUACGUUGGCGGGACAUCAACUGUUCGGUCAUAGACCCCACUACCGUGGAGAUCUUUGAGUGCGAUAUUGUGGAAAUGGCGAAGAAGCAGGGAAAUUUCCUGAAUACCUUGCUGCUGCUGCGCCGAGCUAUCCCAAAAAUGUGGGUGGAGCUGAGUGUGGGGCAGAUCGCCAACCGGAAGGACCGUCUUCUGCAGCAACUUUUCAAAGUUCGAGUGGAUGGCUGUCACCUGAUACAGUUUCGCAGCAAGAACCGAGUUCUGAAUGCCGUGCUCCAAAAACUCUUGCAAUCGGGAAAUUAUCCAGAUGCCUGUCCCCUAUUGGCGAAUGUCAACUAUACGUCCACGCGAUUUGCCCUCAAUCCGGAUCACUUUCCGGCCUACAUGCCGGACAUGAAGUUCAACACGAAAUUGGUCUUUCAGCUGAGCAGGAACAUGGCUCUGAUCAGGGCCAGUGUGGAUGCCGAGGUGAUGAGACGAUCGUAAAGAGAAAAUAUUUCAAAAGAGCACGAAAACAUAAAAGGAAAGCACAUUAACCAGGCGCAAAUACCUAUGUACAUCAAUAUAUU